ACAAAAUUAAUUACGGGCGGCGGCAGCGACCUAUCCGGCUCCCCCACCGCCCAUGACGAUCGCGCGGCUUGCCCCCAACUGCCAACCUCACAACAUCCGUCUCCCCAUUGCGUGCCAAUCAUGCUUCUCUUGGACUAUCAGAACGUUUUGAUCCAAUCUCUCCUAACGGAGCGGUUCUCCAGUGCUACCCCGGCGUCGAUUGACCAGGUGGUCUCUGACUUUGACGGAGUGACAUUCCACCUCUCGACACCCGAGUCCAAGACCAAGAUCCUCAUCUCGAUCAACGUCAAGUGCUUCAAGGAACUCGUGCAGUAUGGCGCCCAGGCCGUGCUGGAGCGGGAAUAUGGCCCGUACAUCGUGACCCCCGAACCCGGCUACGAUUUCUCAGUACAAGUCGACCUGGAGAACCUCCCCGCCGAACAGGAAGCCCGUGAUGAGCUGGUUAUGAAGCUUGCCCUGCUGAAGCGCAACGCCAUGGCCGCGCCGUUCGAGCGAGCCUUCGAUGAAUUCACCAAACUUGCCGAGGAGGCAUCGCGAUACACGUCAGAGUCCGCCCCGCAAGGCGUAAAGGAAGGCGGUGAUGUGAUGGCGAUUCACUACCGUGAGGAGGAGGCUAUUUAUAUCAAAGCCAGCUGGGACCGUGUGACGGUGAUCUUUAGCACUGUGUUCCGCGAGGAGACCGAUCGGAUCUUCGGCAAGGUCUUCCUGCAGGAAUUCGUGGAUGCCAGACGCCGUGUCGUGACUCUACAGAAUGCGCCCCAGGUGCUGUUCCGUAGUGAUCCCCCACUUGAGUUGGAGGGAGUCCCGGGCCUGAAGAACACCGGCGAGGGCGAGAUUAGCUACGUCACCUUCGGUAAGAGACCUGAGCAGUCUAAGUCCUUCAGUAUCUCUCUGUGCCGCAAUACUGACAUGGCUCCUCUCAUAGUCUUGUUCCCCCGACACUUGACCCCUCAGCGCCGCUAUGAAAACAUCUCCCACAUCCAGACCUUCCGUGAUUACUUCCACUACCAUAUCAAGGCCUCUAAGGCAUACAUCCACACUCGAAUGCGCAAGCGGACGGCAGACUUCCUCCAAGUCCUCAACCGUGCCCGACCCGAAAACGAAGAGCGCGAGCGCAAGACUGCCAGUGGACGAACAUUCCGUGUGCAGAGCUAG
Molecule: messenger RNA, 1155 nt
Organism: Penicillium argentinense
Lineage: Eukaryota; Fungi; Ascomycota; Eurotiomycetes; Eurotiales; Aspergillaceae
Product: actin-related protein 2/3 complex subunit 2
Exons: 5
Biological process (GO): Arp2/3 complex-mediated actin nucleation; actin filament polymerization
Cellular component (GO): Arp2/3 protein complex; actin cytoskeleton
Molecular function (GO): actin filament binding; structural constituent of cytoskeleton
Source: RefSeq, a predicted model, not a curated record